AUGGGGCUGAAGAUAAAUCAUAGGAAAUGCAAACUUUUCGGGGUUGGGGUCCAUAAUGCGGAAGUGGCUCGGUUGGCUUCCCGGUUGAAUUGCGAGGCUGGGUCGUUACCGUUCUUGUAUCUGGGAGUUCCAAUUGGGGCAAAUAUGAAGAGGGCAAAAUUUUGGAAUCCUGUUGUUGAAAGGGUCAGUGCUAGACUUUCCAAAUGGAAAGCGAGACACUUGUCGUUUGCGGGCAGAUUAACUUUAGCCAAGUCAGUCUUGGGGAGCAUUCCAGCAUAUUAUCUAUCGUUGUUCUUGGCUCCGAAAUGCGUCUUAAAUAAGAUUGAUAAAAUCAGACGGGAUUUCGUGUGGGGUAUUUCGGACACGAGGAAAAAAAUGAGAUGGGUUAAAUGGGAUUCCAUACAGCGAUCGAAGAAGUCCGGUGGUCUCGGGGUGGGAAGAAUUAGAGAUUUCAAUCUGGCAAUGUUGACUAAAUGGUGGUGGAGAUUCAAAGCGAACCCGAAUCACCUUUGGGCUCAAGUUAUCGGCUCGGUCCAUAAGUACAACUCGACGAAUCAGCUUAUUCCGGUUUCAAAUUCUAUUCCCGGGGUUUGGAAGGAUAUUGGUUGUAUGGACCCGGAACUUAAAAAGAUGGGCAUCGACAUACAUCAGAAUCUGGUAGCGAGUAACGGUUUAUGGAAGUGGAGGUCUAACUCGGAUGAUACCUUCACGGUCAAACAGGUGCGAUUUGAUUUGGAAAAAGCUCUGGGGACCGACUCGGGCUGCAUACCGGGUUUCGAGUGGUUAAGUUGGGCCCCUCCCAAAGCCAAUCAUCUUCUGUGGAGAGCUCUUCUCGGGAAAAUCGCGUCCAGGAUCGGCUUAGCUCAUAGGGGUGUUACUUUGUCCGAUGUGUUAUGCCCCCGGUGCGGUUUAGCCGAUGAAGAUUCAGAUCACAUUUUUCUUAAUUGUCUGUGGGCGAAAAGUAUUUGGUGGAACGUGCUCUCAUGGAUUCGGAUUCAGUUCCCGGUUUCUUGCGAUACUUUGGCCGAGUUGAUAAGUUACAUUAAAGGGGCUCCAGGAGGGAAGGUAUGGAAAAAAUUGGUGCACGCCAUUGUCAUUGCUACUGUUUGGAGGAUUUGGAGUGCGCGAAACGCUAAAGUGUUCGAAGACAGCUUCAUUCCUAUUAUGAAGACGGUCGAGUUUGUGAAAGAAGACGCCUUUCUUUGGAUUUGCAACCGCUCUAAUCUCAAGAAUCCUGCUUGGAACAAUUGGAGGUUGUUUGACGUCAGUAGUCUAGUUUAA
Molecule: messenger RNA, 1281 nt
Organism: Helianthus annuus (common sunflower)
Lineage: Eukaryota; Viridiplantae; Streptophyta; Magnoliopsida; Asterales; Asteraceae
Exons: 1
Coding region: 1-1281 (426 amino acids)
Source: RefSeq, a predicted model, not a curated record